Caenorhabditis auriculariae is the source of this 9342-nucleotide messenger RNA. NCBI's taxonomy places the organism in Eukaryota, Metazoa, Nematoda, Chromadorea, Rhabditida, Rhabditidae. The record is from the annotation of a GenBank genome assembly.
AUGUGUUCGCGACGAUGGGCAGCGAUAAAAUUCGUCGACGACCGAGUCAGGUGAGAUUUUUUUGGAAGGUUCCAGAAGAACAUCGUGUAUUUCAAAAAAAAUUGAGCAAAAAAAAAAUUUUUUAAGCUUUUUGAAGUCAAAAAUUGAGCAAAAAUCGCUCCAGAAAAAAAUUUUUCUAAUGAAUUUUUGCCAUUUUUAAUUUAUUCAAAAGCAAUUUUCCAAGAUAUCCAGUUAAAAUGUAGAUUAGUCCUGGAAAAGGUGAGAAAAGGGGUAAAAAUGCAAAUUCCAAAUAAUUGCCUUUUUUCACGGCUCCAUCCCGAAAAAGGCCUCAAAUUUCAGUCGCCUCAAAUUUUCGAACCAACUAUCUUCUCAAUGAAAAUGGAGUACUGAAAAGGCUUCCCGAAACGAAAAAAAGAAGGUUUUUUUGGUCAAAGAAAAACAAAUUAUUUUCUCUAUGUGUGUAAAUUUUUUUCGAGGAACAAGAAUCACGAAAUUUGGUUUGAAUGGGGAAAUUCUGGGAUUUCAGAAUCGGAAAUUUAAAGAUAAAUGAAAGAAAAAAAGUGGAAAAAAAGUGUGAAAAAAAUGAAGAUCGUAAUGGGAAAAUCUCUCUUAAAAAUUUUUUUACUUUUAAAAAAAUAAUUUUUCUCGCUCUGCCGAUGAAAAAUUCGACCAGAAAUUGAAAUGGCUAAAAAAAUCAAACUUUUUUUGAUUCUUAAGCUCAAAAAGUAGAAAGUCUUAAUUUGACAAGGUAUAGCAAAUUUUUUUGUCGUGUUUUUCAACAAGAAAAAAUCAUCUAUGUAUUAAAAUGACAAUUCCGAUUCAACAAAAAUGAUGAAAAUGAAGCUGCGGAGAAAAUCCUGGUCAAAAAACUUGUAAAUUGAUUUAUUAAAGGCGAACUAUACUUUAUCUCCCCCUAAGAGUUCAAAUCUCAAACUUUUGUCUUUGAAAAUGCAAAGUAACAUGAUAUCUUGUAGUGUUUCCCACACAGAUAGGGCUUCUCUUGUUGUUUCUCCUGCUGAAAACAUAUGAUUUGGGAAAAGUAAAAGGAAAAGAACAUUUUCAGGGGUUAUUGUAAGGAGAAAUGCAAUUUCAUACGCUAAAUUUUUCAACCUAAAAAAAUCAAUAAUAUUUGAAAAAUUAAAAAAAUCUUCAACCAAAAAGAGCCCGAUUUUUUUCCUUCCUUUUCAUUUUUUUGAAAAAAACGGUUUUUAUUCACUUUUUUUCCUCAACAGAAUGAAGAAUUAGCUUCAAUUUUUCUAGAUUAUCGCCCUCAUUUAUCAAAAAAAUUAGUCUUUAUUAUCAGUAGAGCGCAUUAGUUUGCCUCAAAGCGGCUAUUUUUCACCAUCUUUUUUUGAGAAUUUUCCUGGACAUUUUAUAUCUGGGAUCAUUUUUCAAGAUGAUUUCCAGUCAAACUAUUCUUCCAAUCUCAUUUUUUCCCCCCAAAAUUCAUUAAAAACCACCAAAUCGAAAAAAAGGACUGUAUUACAAAAAAAAUUCAGUUAUAUUUUACAUGUGUUUUUACCUUUUUAAACCAAAAACGCUUCUAAAAAAACAAGAUAAGCACCAAUUUCGUGCAAACAAAUAAAGAAAACCGACAAAAUUUGUUAUUCGCGAGAGCUUGGGAAUGGCUCGAAGGGAAUGUACCCGAAAUUUCAGAUGCAUAUACUUUCGGCAUCGCCUUUUCGUUCCCUCAAUUCACUUUUCCCGUUUCAGUUCCGCUUCUUUUUGCAUUUUCCCUCUUUUUUUCGUUUCUCUGUGCAAAAGAGAUAUUGUAAAAUUUAGCAAAAAGUUUUUUGAUUAGACAAAUAUUAGAAAUUGCAAUUUUCCUAUAAAUAACGUCAAUUCAUUGAGUUUUUCGCAACGGAAUGCUUUUCCUACUUGAGUUCAUAACAAUAUUCGAUUAACAUGUUCCUUAUAGUGACCCUUAACUAAGAUCCCUUUAAGGGCCACUUUUGAAAGCUGUAGUGCCUUCUAUAAGGAUAGGUAAACUGAUGUCAAGAGGCAGCCUGUCAAGGGCCCCUAUAGGGACCACUCUGACAUUCUUAAGAUCUGUCUUUUUUGCAGCUUCAGAGUCGGAAGGAUUUUCAAAGUUCGUUUUUGAACAAAUGUGCUUAAUUGGGAGUCAAGUCAUUCUUUUGGAAAAAAAGACUAUAGUUUUCAAUUUCCUUCACUUCCUACUAAAUUUCUAUGCAUUUUUAAUUCAAAUUAGAGAGGAUGUUACUUUCAGAGAAAUAUAGCGAUUCUUCCGUUUUUUUUUUCUCCUUAAUUGACUCUUUUCACGACACAAAUCUAUCAAUUUGAUUAAUUGUGAUUAAUUAAUUAAUCUUUCUGGCUCAUCAAAAUUUCAUGGAAUUAACGUUAGUGCUGCUGUUUUUUUCAAAUAAGUUGUUUCAAUCCGCCUCGAAGUUUCUUUCAAACUUACCAGGAAGCUUUCAAAAUUUUUAUUGGGGAAGUUUGAAAAUAUAGCAAUUUUCGUUUAAUUUGAUUUUUUUGUACAAGUGAUUUAUCGGGGCGAAAUAAAGUAAUUUGGAAUAAUUAUUUAAAAUUUGAAAAUAGCACGUUCCGAAGUUUGGAAAUUCAUAAAAAAAUUCAUAUCAAUUUUUCAAAAUGUUUCUCAAAAAAAACUCUGAUAAGAAUGAGGAAAAAUUAUUUUUUUGGGAAGAAAAAAAAUUAAUUCGGUUUUCAGUUUAUCUUCGAGUUCCUAAUAGAUUAGGCUCAAAAAGAAUACUUUAUGUCUACUUUUUUCGGCUCUAAAAAAAUUGAAUUUUAAUAAUUAUUAAUAAGUUUCAUUUCUUCAACUUUCAAAAAAAUUCUUAUGAACAUUUCUAUCGAUUUAAACUUCCAAAAAAAUGAUUCGAAAAAAAUCGUCAGAUCUUUUUUUCUUCCUCCGUAAUCUAUUAAACACUGUUCGGCUUACCAUGAAGCUUUUUUUCACCCCCCACCCUCUGAAAGUUAAAUCCUUUUCAGCUAUCCAGAAAGAAGCUUUUCUUUUUCCCCUUUUUUUUAUUUGCCGCUUCCGGGGGCAACAAAUGGGGGCGUCGAAUUAGACAGAAAUCCAAUUCUUCCAGCGGCGUUCUUUUCCUUUUUUUUCAAUGCCCUUUGUGCAGAUUUUUCUCUUCUUCUUUUUCCAUUUAUUUAUAAUCCUGUUUCUAUACACGUCAUUUCUUGGUGUUUACUGUAGCUUGUAAAAAAAUGGAUUUGUUCUUCCAAAAAGCUUCAAUAAAAAAAUCAUCAUUUUUCUCAGCUCUAUUUAGAAAACGAAAAAAACUUAUAAGUCUUGAAAAAAAUUCCGAAAAAAUACUUUAUUUUUAAAAAAAUUUCUCGGUGGAUGAAAUUGAGGUUCUGAAAACUUUCUUACCAGGGAAUGGUCUCCGGUCGCAGUGGGACCCCCGAAUGAGACCAAGUUUUCUAGAUGUAGUUUUUCACGCUGAGCUCAAAUCUGGUCUCAAAAACUGCCGAGGAGAUCUGUGAAAAAAGUUAUGGACCCUCAAAAGUCGAAAAUUUCAGUGUUUCCGAUUGAGCUCAUUUUUUUGAAGGGUCUAUAGAUCUUGCCCCUCUGGUCACGAAAAACUAUCAAUUUUUUUUCAAAAAAAUUUCGGACCCAAGAUAUGACCUUUCAAAGCCUCCCCCCACUCAAAAGAAUGCGCGCGCGGUGUCCUAUUGCGAUCCGGCGGCCGUCGAAGCAACGGCAGCGAGGAGCAGUGGAAAGGCGGCGGACUGGGGAGCACGAGGUCAUAGGUUCGGCGCCCACUCUGUGCAAACUUUUUUUGCAGUUUUUUCUCUUUUCUAUGAUUUUGUGUAAGUGCUCCUUUUGUGAGUUUUGAGGCGUAUAAACAUGAAAAUUCUUCGUUCUUAGCCUAUUCGAACAUCUAGAAUUAUUUUCUUCGAAAAUUUUUUCAUCGAAUUUUUCGAGAUUUUUCAUGUGUAUGAGCAUGGGCUGGAGGGAGAAAAAUUUUUCAGAAAAAAAUUUUUUUGUUUUUCAUUUUUUUCAGUUUCUAAAAAGAUUUAUAAGUUUAAAUAGUCAUAAUUACGCCGACAUAUCCCACAGAAAAAAAUUUUUUUCCUCGCUUUUUUUAGAGCUCACCGUUCAACUACGGCUUCAUGAGAAAAAAAAAUAAAUCCGCAUUUUUUCAACUUUUUGCUGAAAAUUUCAAAGGAAUCUCUUCUGAUUGAUAUAUAACACAAUUGGGACCGAAAUCCCCAAAAUAAUUCGUUCUAAUGGAAUUUGUGAAAGUUCACAGUCCAGACAGACUUUUUCGAGAGAAACUUUCGAAGAAAGAAGAGAAACUUUUAUUCAACAUUUUUUCUACUUCGGAAAAAUCGCGCAAAAAAAAUUUUUUCAGGCAUAAGGUGAUGAUCAUAGGUUAAAUCACUGCAACUCUCAAAGAAGUUUUUGGAAGAGAAAAACUUCUGUGGUGUUUUAUCGGUGUAUCAAUGUCUAAUUGGACUAAAAACACUUUUAAAAAAAGUUUAAAAAAAAAAAGAACCAAAAAAAUUUUUUUGAAAAUUUUCCUCACUUGAGCCUAUGCUCAUGUACAUGGAGAAUAACGAAAAAUUCUAUGAAAAACUUUUUGAGAAAAAAAAGUCCAGGUGUUUGAAUAGGUUCAAAACGGAGAACUUUCACAAUGUUACGCUUCAAAACUCGAAAAAGAGCACUUACGCAAAAAUUUUCCGAAACUUCCAUCAGUCGUAGUUGAACGGUGAGCUCUAAAAAAAGUGAGGAAAAAAAUUUUUUCUGUGGGAUAUGUCGGCGUAUCUAUGACUAUUUAAACUUAUAAAUCUUUUAGAAACUGAAAAAAAUGAAAAACAAAAAAAUUUUUUUCUGAAAAUUUUUCUCCCUCCAGCCCAUGCUCAUACACAUGAAAAAAAUCUCGAAAAAAAUUCGAUGAAAAAAAUUUUUCGACGAAAAAUAAUUCUAGAUGUUCGAAUAGGCUAAAAAAACGAAGAAUUUUUCAUGUUUAUACGCCUCAAAAACUCACAAAAGGAGCACUUACACAAAAUCAUAGAAAAGAGAAAAAAACUGCAAAAAAAAGUUUGCACAGAGUGGGCGCCGAACCUAUGACCUCGUGCUCCCCAGUCCGCCGCCUUUCCACUGCUCCUCGCUGCCGUUGCUUCGACGGCCGCCGGAUCGCAAUAGGAGACCGCGCGCGCAUUCUUUUGAGUGGGGGGAGGCUUUGAAAGGUCAUAUCUUGGGUCCGAAAUUUUUUUGAAAAAAAAUUGAUAGUUUUUCGUGACCAGAGGGGCAAGAUCUAUAGACCCUUCAAAAAUGAGCUCAAUCGGAAACACUGAAAUUUUCGACUUUUGAGGGUCCAUAACUUUUUUCACAGAUCUCCUCGGCAGUUUUUGAGACCAGAUUUGAGCUCACCGUGAAAAACUACAUCUAGAAAACUUGGUCUCAUUCGGGGGUCCCACUGCGACCGGAGACCAUUCCCUGGUUAGUUGAUUUUUCGACUUCACUUCUAUUAUCAUGAACCAGAGGCCAUCAUGAUUUUAACAUAAACCUUCCGUCAAUCUUUGCUCCUCCGAGUGACCGGAUCCCGGUGAGAUGAGAUGAGUGACAACGCUGUGGACAUUUGUUCUACGCCACUACGACCUCAGAAAUCACAUUUCUUUGAAGAACUUUUAGUGACUGGAAAAGCUCGACAGGGACCCCCGGGGAGAGAAAACUAAAAAACAUUUUCAGAGAAAAUUGAAAAUUAGUGUUUAGUUGGAAAUAUUGAAAUAAAAAUGCUAUCUGGGAAACAUUUUCAGGGGCCACUGUAGGGUUUUGACGUUUUACUGGCCACUAUAGUAGUCAAAUUAGUGGCCACUUAAGGGGUUAAAAAUUAGUGGCCAUUAUAGAAGUCUAAGUGCUACUACUAGACCACUAAAAUUUUUAGUGGCCACUUUAGGGGUCAAUGGAUCAACAUAACUGGUCCAAUCUGUUUGUUUUGAAAUUAUCAGAGUUAAUGGAAGGAGUACUGGAUGAAAAACUACUGAAGUGGGCACUAAAACGGAAAAUAGUGUCCACUAUAGAGGUGGGUUUAGUGGUCACUUUAGUGUCCUCUCCAAGUAGUCUUUGGCGACCCUCUUUAGUGGCCACUUAAAAUUUUCCCAGUAGUUCAAUUUUGUUUUCUUUUAGACCAGUUUAGAAAACUUAUGUAAUUUGAAACAAUCAUAUCAGUUUUUUUUUAAUUCUCGUAGUUUUCUAUACGUUUUUCCUCCCUCUAGAAGCCAUUCAAAUCCAAAAAAUCAUCCCUUGAAGCCAACUUUUCGGCGUUUUAUUACAUUGAGUCGGCUCCAACACACGUGCACGCAAAAAAACCACAAAUAUUGCACUUGAAAACAUUGGAAUGCAGCUGUCUUUCCAAAGUUUCCCAAGAAAAAUUCGAAGAAAAUGACGAUUUCUGCGCCGCCAAAGUCGUUAAGCUUCCCUUUUCAUUCGGUUUUGUUGGUGUGAAGAAGAAGAAAAACAACGCUUUUUUCAUUUCCAUUCCGUUUUUUUACACUCCUCCUCCUCCUCCUCUAUAUGAAACUCGACCGUGCGAAAGAUGAGCUCGUGAAAUAUUCAAUCCGAUCCUCCGCGAGCUCUGUUUUGUUAUAUAUAUUUUUUCGAAUUUUGUGAAAGCUGCCCACUUUUUGAGCUGCAUUUUCAAAGUUUUGUUCUGUUUGAUUAAAACUUGAAACUCCAUUUUUUUGAUCUCUGAAAAGACCGCAUUCGGAAUGGCUUUAUCGGUUUGAAAAAUUUUUUGUUUUUCAGUUUUUUUUUAAAAGGACGUCUUUUUCUUAUUUUUAAGUCUCCUGGUACCUAUUUUCAAGCUGAAUUUCCAAAAUUCGUUCUUUUUCAUUAAAAAAAAAAUUUUCGGGUUUUCGAACUCUAUUUUUCGAUUCCUGAAAAGACCGCAUUUGGAAUGGCUCCAUCAGUUAGGAAAAGCUCGACUUUUCCGUUACUUUUUGAAAAAUUGACUUCUCUUUUUAUUUUUAUCAAAUCUAUUUUUGAGCUGAAUUUUUGGAUAAUAAUCCCAUUCGCAGCUUUUUAACUCGAUUUUUGGUUCUAUUUGAGUAAAAAUAAAAAAUAACUGCUUUUUUGAUUGUUUUUUGACUUUUUUUUUGUUGUCAAAAGACCGCAUUUAGAAGGGCUUUUUUUCUGUACCUUGAAUGAGUGGCUCUGGAACUGUACAUAGUAAAAAAAGAGCGGUUUUAUUUCAACGUUUUUUUAAAACAAGAAAAAAAAUUUAUAGCAAACUUAUUUUUUUCUCAAACUUUGAGCAUUAUAGAUCUACUUCUUAAAAAAAUUAGCAGUGUGUGUGAACUAUUUGCAUUUUAAAAAUAAAUUAUCAUAAUCAAAAAAACCCUCCUAAACCAUAUUAAAAAGGGCGAAAAACCGAACUUUAUAAAAGUUCGUUUUUCGCGACUUGAAAAGGCGAGACUUCUCUGCGCAUUCCUUAUCUCUCGACGUCUUUCUCAUGUUCACGUGCUAUUUCCAUGUUCCUCUGACCUCGCCGGUGAGGAAACAGAGAGACGCAGACUUGCCAAAACUGUCAAGUCGCGGCGGACGGACUAUAACAAAACCCACGAAAAUUUAAGUUAUAGAGAGCUUUAUUUUUGUGAAAUUCAAACAUUGCAGCAAGAAAAAUAUCCUCCUUCGAAAACUACCCUAGAACUUUUUGGUACAUAAGUCAGGUUCCAUGAAAAUCGGUCACAAAAUCUUAGUGUCUGAAGGUCUUUUUCGUUUUGCUCUUAGUUUUAUUUCUAGUUGGAAAACUAGAUUUUGUACCUUCGCCUUUUCAGAAAUCAUGUUUCAAAAUAUAUUCAUAUAAUCAUGAACUUCUCCAGUUCGACCGCGCCCUACAUCGAACCUACUCCCAACCGCCCCAAUUUUUCCGCAACCCGUUGGCCGAUCGACUUUUCAACCGUUUUUAUUGGAUCAUCCGAGCCGUUCAGUACAGGAUUUUUCUACAAGAAUGAAGGUAGAAAGAACAAAUUUUUGGAAGAAAAAUUUAUUUUUUUCCCUUUAGAAAUGGACAUUGACGAUGGAUCGGACCGAUGGGAGGUAGGAGUUCAGCCGCCGCCUUUGAAGCAACUCGCCAGUAGAACUCAUUUUAGUCCCAGAUGGAUCAAAUAUAUGUAUGCCAAGUUUAAAAAUGUGAGUUUCCUUUUAAAAAUGAACGAUUUUUGUUAUGAGAAAGCGAAAGUGAGAGACCAAUGCAACCUGAAGAGACGUCAGAGAAAUCAGAGUUUCUCUCUUUCUCUGGCGUCUCUUCAGGCUAUUAUGAUCUCUCUUUCUUCGUUUUGGAAAGUUUAUGUUCAUUGAAGACAAAUCAGUGAACAAUUCAAGGUGUAGAGCUGAAAAAUCAGCGGUAGGAGGGAUCACCAAAAUUGAGAGACGUCAGAGAGGUCAAAGUUUCUCUCUUUCUCUGGCGUCUCUUCGAGCAGCUUUAAUCUCUCGCUUCUCGAUUUAGAGACUUUACAUUCAUUGAAGUCGAACCAGGGAGGAAAUUAGAACGUAGAAAAAAUAGCGGUAGCAGAGAUCACCAUAAUUAAGAGGAGCCAGAGAAGUCAAAGUUUCUUUCUUUAUCUGGCGCAUCCUAAAAGGCACUGAUCUCUCGCUUCUUGUUGGAUCAACUUGCGAGGUUUCUUCAUCCAUAGGAAUGCCCAACGGGAAGGAUGCGAGAAGCCGAAUUCCGGAAGCUUCUCGCCUCGAUAAUCGCCGCAGAAAAAGCGACCGAUCAGUAUAUUUCCCGACUUUUCCUUGCCUUUUCCGGUGAUGAUCGGCAAUCGAUAACUUUUGAGGUUAGGAACUCAAUAAAUACUUUUGUAAAUUUUUAAAUGUUUAGAACUUGGUCGAAUGUUUGGCGCAUCUGAAUCCGCAGACGGCCGAGGCCAACGCAAGGUGGACGAUGAGGAUAAUUACCGGAGGAAAUGAGGAAUCUUUUGGUUUUCCGGUUGGUUUUUUUUGGAUCACUGCUUGUCACACUGCUACUAAAAAAAGGAAGAUUUCAAUUCUUUGGAAUCCAACUAGAAAUUAACCAAUUCCAGGCUUUCCUCGCGUUCACCGAGUCAGUUUUUGCCCUGAACGAAGGAAAAACAACAGACUCCGAGAUGAACCUCGAAUCGGUCCAACAAAGAGCCGCCACCGUUUUUUCAGUAAUUUUUAAAAUUUAUUUUCGAAAAAAUUUAUGAAAAUUUGACCAGGAACUCGACUCGGACCACGAUGGUUUGGUCACCUCCGAUGAUAUGAUCCGAUUUUUCAAGGUAUUUCAGAAAAUAUCAUCCAGAAUAAAAUGCAUUUUGCAGACCUGCCAUCAAGAGAAUUUGGUCUUUGGCGACACCUCUUCCGAAAAAUCAAUACCAAAUUUAUGA